Pelobates cultripes (western spadefoot toad) is the source of this 19329-nucleotide messenger RNA. The record is from the annotation of a GenBank genome assembly. NCBI's taxonomy places the organism in Eukaryota, Metazoa, Chordata, Amphibia, Anura, Pelobatidae.
GGGCGGGACUACAAGUCCCGGCAGACCUCGCGGCGGGCAGCCAAUAGCCGUCCGCCGCCCUCCACCUUACCCGGCUUUGGAUUAAAGAUGGCGGACCAGAGUGAGACAGCAGCGGGCGAGCGGCUGGAGGAGGACGAGAACGGCCACGGGCACUGCAGCGACUGCGAGAAUGAGGAAAAACACAGCUACAACCGCGGGUAACGACUCGCCUUCCCCGUGUGAGACCCACGGUCCUCCCAGCCGCGCCAUUGUCACCCACCGUGUUCUUACUGCACAGUAAACCCGCCUCUCCUCCUCACUGAUUGGUCGACAGAGAGGCGAUCCCGUGAUCUGAUUGGUCCUGGCACCUGUCACUUUGGGAUCAGGGUUUAUAGUGCAGAUUUUGCAUGAUUAAUACUAGCCAUUAGAUUCAAUGGAGGAAAAUUGUCAGCCUCAAUAAUAUGGAAUACUAUUUAUUGCCGGCAGCAAAAUAGACAUUAAAAAAAUAAAAAUAAAUUAUAUAUAUAUAUAUAUAUAUAUAUAUAUAUAUAUAAUUUCUGUAUUAUUAGAUAAAUUAAAUAAUGAUUAUUACUAGCCAUUGGUUUAAAUGGAGGAAAAAUAUCAGCCUCAGUAAUAUGGAAUACUAUUUAUUGCCUACAGCAAAAUAGACAUAAAAAAUUCAAAUUAAAAAAAUAUAUAUAUAUUUUUUGCAUUAUUACAUAAUGUAAUAAAAUAAUUAAAUUAUUUAGAAUAUAAUUAUUGCAGACUGUAUAUUAAGUUAUUUCAUUAAUACUACAUAGAAAAUUUUCUGUCAUACAGUAAAAUGACUGCCUUUCAGAUAAAUCAACAAAUGGCUCUUCCUAUUGUGUCCACAGUCAAAAUUGUAGAAUAGAGAAACACAAUUUAUUUUUUUACUUUUUUUUUUUUAAUAGCAGUGCUAUAAGAAAAGAUUUAUUCUUAUAAAAUCCUCCUCGUAUAAUCUUUCAAUACAGUUAAUUGUAGGCUUUACUAAAGUUGCAAUUAGUAUUGAUAAUAUCCAGAUAAACUGUUUUGGUUUCAUGCCCAUAUCCUGGUAUCUCCACAGUAUGGUUAGCACCAGGUUACAUUAUUUAUGACUUGCUUAUUACAUUACUAUAAGUGCAGGCCAGUACUUCCCUCUUGGUAAUUGUAUUUGCCCAUUAUUUCACUGUGGUGUCUUAUAUUUCACUAUCCUUGUGGGGAUUCUAGGCAUUUCCUUGUUGAGUCUUGAUUAGUGGGGAUCCCACACACAUUUAUGUCACAGCAGAAUAAAGUACUCUCCUAUGCGGUGUUGCUGAAUUGUGAAAUAUCCAGUAAUAUUGGCUUCUUUUUACACUGUCACAUACACGAUCACAUUUCUUCUUUCUUUGUUCCCUGUUUAGAAAGGGCAUUUUCCAGUAUAUUAGCUGCUUCCUCUGCUGAGCACAUGUAUGUGUGUAUUCUUUAAAAAAAAAAAAAAAAAAAAAAAUUAUGCAGGUCCCAUGUCAUCCACAUGUCAUCUGGGCCUUUUGGUUGUCAGUUCAGGAAAUUGAAUACUUCACAGAAUUUCAGUACUGGGUAGAUUUUUCUCAAUCUCAAAAGCAGGGCUGUCAUUCUGAAUUGUUAGUGCCUAGACUAGAGCAUUGUUCAACGAUGAAUAAUUUUAAUUGGUAACUUGCGUGUUGUAAAUUAAAAGCCUAAAACUGUUCAUGCGUUUAUGGUGCCCAUGGACUGAAUUUGACACCCUUAUUUAUAGGAAAGUAGCUUUUUAAUUACGUAUAACACUUGUCAAAGAUGGUUGUACAAGCAGCCUUGUUUAAAUGCUGUUUGUGUGGUGGAAUAGAUUGCAAGAAUGCUGAGCUAGUUCGUUAUCUUUUGUGUCGAAACGCCUGAAAAUGACAGAGAAAUAUUAAUAUUCACAUUACUGUUUAUCUAAACACUUUCUAGCACAGUGUGCAGCUGAUAAGAGAAUAUUUCAGCAGGAUUCUUCGUAUUCAAAUCUUAUCUUUGUGUAAUAUAUUACCAAAUAAUCAGCAUUGAUAUGUGCGGCAAUACCCCAAAUUUAUUUAGAUAAAAUGGUGUGACAACCAUUAUCCACAACUCCUGAAAGACCUUUAUUUCCAAACUUUGCACCAUUGUUCUGUGAUCUCACAUCUGCUUGGUCAUCCAGACACUUUAUGUGAGCUUAGAAUUAUCAGUAGGUAUCUACUGCACACAGCAUGAUAUAGGUCAGCCAUUAUCUUUGAUAUCUGAAGUCAAUGGGAGGGUAUUUAUGGAAAAAAAGAAAUAUCUAUCAUUCCUCACUUUAUUAUUUGCCUGUAUGUGAAAAGCAUUGCAUGCAUCUUAUAGAGAAGGCGAAUCAACUGCAAUGACAAGACUGUCCUUGUACUGGAUUAUAGGUUUUUUUUUUUUUUUUAAAGGGGGUCCUGUAAUCUAAAUAGAACAAGGCACACCAUUUAAUGUUAGUAUUUCCUUAGUCUGUUGUUAAUGUGAUAUUUGAUUUUUGUCUGAGUCACAAUGUAGUUUAAUCCUGGUACAGCCAGGGCAUACAGUUGUGUUGGACUGCAACAUUUGAGGAAACAACAUUGUUUUGUUUCUUCUCCUUUCUAUACGUACUCUCUGUUCUAUAAAACAGAUGCAAAGUGUCACACUAAUAACUGUGAUUGACAGUGAGCCAACAUGGGGGCGCUCUGGCCCUGGAUAAAACUAAUUACAACUAAGGGGACUUCAAAAAAGAAAUAUCUAGAUAGAUAAUGUAGGGACUAGGUAAACAUAACCUGGGGGUUGGCAUCCAGACCACUCCAAUGGGCCUGGAGUGUCCCUAAGUAAAUCGCUUAACUUCAAAUGGGGGGAGGGAGAUAUCUAUAUAGUGAUUAUGACACUAGCAUUAGGGAUAUAUAUUUGUAUACAUAGCACUCUAGUGUUCCUUUAAUACCUAGAAGUUACAGUUCCUAUUUAACAUAUUGAUCUGAUUAGCGAACUCCCCUCCUGAUUUGUAAAGGCAUGGAUUCUAUCACAAGAGACCAUUUACUCCCAGGAAAUUUAUCUUUUCCGCUUUGUUUAAAGAAUCUAUCUAUUCAUGUACACUGAAUGAACUGAAUUACCAUUUUCUUCAAUGCUUGAUUCCACCCACUCUUCAAACAUGUGGCUAGAACCCAAACAGCUGAUACCCCCUGUAUCUCUCUGGCACCAUCUCUCACUGCAUCUGUCACAUGCAAUAGGACUUUAAAUAGGUCUGUGUCACACCCUCCCAGCUCAGAGGCUGUAAUAGGAUUAACAGGUAUGUUUCACGCAUAAGCCCCUUCUUUCUGCUUUAACACUGUAUCUCCUAUUCGUUGAUAUCCUGACGCUGUGGGCAAAUUACACUUGAUUUGCUACAUUAUCUGUGCUUUACUUGUACAGACUUGAUUAUGUGUGUGCAUUUAUGUAAAAUAUUAUAUCAGGGCUUGACAAAUAUGAGAUCACAGAGAAUCCUUUCUUAAAUUACUGCCGGGUGAUAUGCACACAUGUGGAAGCAUUAAAGGGACACUAAAGGCACUUAAUGUCAGUGUAGUGGUCUGGGUGCAAUGCCCCUGGCCUUUGAGCCUGCAGUGUGAAACAUUGCAGUUCAGCAGGGUUAAGUAAAACGCUUUAAUAGAUGAUAUGCUGCUCCACUUGAUUGGCACUGAACGGCAUGCACAUUGAAUUGGCUGAGAUCAUCAGCAUUGACGUUGAUUUCUGCCAAUGAGGUGGAGUUGCAGUGAAGAGAUCGGCGUGGGCUUAAACGUGAGAGAUACUCCCCUUUCACACCCUCACAUGGGAGGACGGUACACCUCGAUAGGUUUCUGGACAUUAUAGCACAUAGUAUAAUGUACAGUAGUAUAAACUAUAUUUUACUAAUAAAGUCUUCUGUUUCAGUGUGGGGGAUGAGAGCGGUGUUAAGAAGAAAAAGAAACAGAAACGCAAGAAAGAAAAAGCAGUGGACAAGUUGGAGACUUCUGAGGCUCAGGUAACAUGUAGUUGCUCAAAGUUGUGUUUUUGUUUUGCUUUUUCCAGGCAAUGUUGUAUGCGCAUGCACAAAAUAAGUGCCUGAAGAUAUUUUUUCAUUAAACAAACUGGGCAGAGGCAUCUGCAGUGGGGCAGUGUAUGGUAAAGUUCACUGGCAGGCUGUUUAUGAAGAGAGAAAUGGCUGUGAUCCAAGUCACUCGACAAUACAUUGUUCCAUUGACUUGUAGCUUUGUGCUGAUAUAAGUGCCACCCCACUGCACUAACACUUGGUGUUUCACCAGAUUGGCACUCUUCGUAUCAGUCCCAUCUAAUAGAAACCUACCUUCUCAGUCUCACUAGUCCUCUUGUAUCCAAAUGUCACAAACCCCCCACAAUUCUACAAGCCUAUAGCCACUUUAUUUUUGUUUUGCAGUAGCUAACUCCAAAUUUCACUAGCAUGCUUACUCGUAGUGUCCCUGUGCUUCCACCUCUGUGUUAUACUAUCUGCCGUUGUCUUUCCUAAAAUCCCUACAAGCCGUCUCACUAAACAAAGUUAAUAGUAAUGAAGUGGAUGAUAAGAUGACAUGGCAGACAAAAAGGUUAACAAGAGGAUCGAGGAAGCAUGAAUUCAAAUACACAUAUCAAGUUAAAAAAAAAGUAAAAUAGAAAAGACAAAAUUAAAAAUAGCUGCUAAUUAAAACAGAUCUUUACACUUGUUCUGGGUGUUAAGAAAAGUGUGCGUGCGUGUGUCAGAACAAUUGAUAUUGAUCUUGAAAACAAUUGAAACCAGAAACCAACAACAUACAAAAAGUAACUAUAUAAUAGAUGUAUAGUAAAAGCACACUCACAAUUUAUAGAGCUGCUCUGCUGUAUUCAGCAUGGACAGUACAAUCCUCGUCUCUGUAUAUAUUAUGCAGUGGUGAUGGUAUACACCAUCCAGGCAACAACGUAAUAUGUAAAAACAUAAAAUAGAAAGUGUCCAUUAAUACAGUAUGUAUAAAUAGUGACAGUGUCAAAGAAAAAGGGUAAAUAUCCUACUUAUAUGGAGCAGAGUAAGAAACUUGCUCUAGUGGUAUAUAGCAUUGGUGGUACAAUCCCUACCUGGGAUGUGUGGAAUCAGGAAGCCAGCAAGAUGUAGAGAAGAAUCCGAAAUAAAUUUAAAAGAAUUAAACUUUUUAUUUCAAUUACAAAUAUAUAAAAUAUAAAAUCAGUAUUGCAGCAAUACACAAUAUAAAGUAAGGCUAUAUAACCACACCAAAUGCAUUUCACCAUAAGGCUUUAUCAGAACUUCUACUUAAAUAAAAAUAAAUGCUGUAGAACAGCGAGCAAUUUAUGCAGGGAGGUUAGUAGAUUCUGAUCCCUUGCAGCUGCUGCAAGACUCAUGACUUGUGAGGCUAAUUGUGCUCUUACCAGGGCCGAAUUUUCACUCACAUAUAGCAAGUAGACGAGUGGAAAUUUUGAGCCCUGUUUUUAGUAAGCACUGUUUGUGUUAUGAUUAUUUUUUUUCUGAUGCAGUUUUUAAAAUAGGAUAUAAAAAAAAAAAAAUACAAUAGAUGUGAAAAAAGGUGCUUAACAAUUCUGUGUAAAUAGAUCAAUAGGUAGUAGUUAUAAAACUCUUUGAACACUCCUCAGGAUUCCACAAAUACAAAAAUAUCAAAAACAAAUUACAUGUUUAGGCGAUAAAACCAAAAAACAAAAAGUUGUGAAUAACACUUACCCCUUAUAUACACUAGGGUACCAAGAAUGUGUGUGUGUGUGUGUGUGUGUGUGUGUGUGUGUGUGUGUGUAGAAAAGAAAGCCACAAAAAAAAUGUAAUAGUACAAGGUAGUCACAAAUGGAUUUUAUUAAGAUUCUGUAAAUAACAGUGUGAUGAAUUGUCUUGUUUACACAUAAGACAUGUGUAGGCGUUUAUAAAGGAGGGACUCGAUGAUGGUUUGUCCCUGGUUCUAGAGUGCAGACCUUAACCAUCACUGGUCUUCAUCAUUGCUGUUAUACAGAAAAUCUUGGACUCUUACUGUCAGACUGAAUAAGUUCCUUGAGAAAACAGAGCAGAACUCACCUCUUUCCUUUCCUUCUUCAAUCUCUAGGUGAGCACACUGCCUGCUGAGAAAAUCCAAGAAAUUCAGAAGGCGAUUGAAUUGUUCUCUGUGGGCCAAGGGCCAGCUAAGACGAUGGAAGAGGCCAGCAAGAGAAGCUACCAGUUCUGGGACACUCAGCCAGUCCCCAAGUUAGGUAGGAACCAAAUAUGCAACCCUCCUUAAUAAAUAUAACUUUGGAUACAUAAGUCUGUGUAAGGUAUAAAUUUCUGUUUUGUAAUUGGGCUUCCAAAAGGUAUCUCUGUCUUCAAGUUUUUGUGUGUGCAUGGAUAUAAUUAAUAUAUAAAACACACACACACCCCCACCCCAAGGUUAGCUAUCCCUCCCUUACUGUCAGUUAGAAUUUGUUUUAUCUUUUGAACUAAAUCUAGUGACUUUAAAUUCCGUCUAUUGUUUCUGUAAUAACUGUAUAUCCCUGUUCUGCAGGGGAGGUGGUGAGUUCACAUGGUCCCAUCGAGCCUGAUAAGGAUAAUAUUCGGCAGGAACCAUACACUCUGCCACCAGGCUUCACCUGGGAUGCCCUAGAUCUGGGCGACAGGGCAGUGGUAAGUGAGACAAAAAGUACAAUUUACAGAUGGGCAAUGAUAGCGUGCUUCCAUCCCCCACCAAAAAAAAAAAAAAAGAGUAGAAAUGACUUCUAUACCAAGUCAGAUAAGUGAAUAAAGACGAUGCAAGUAAAUCUUCAUUAUCUGUAGAUACAUAAGUAAUAGGAUGGCAAGAGUCCAAUAAUGAAAUGAACUAAGGAACAAUGUAUUUAUGUUCAUCAUAGGCAAAUAGGAGAACAGUAUGGUAGAAAGCCUAACGGAAGGACUUGUGCCGAUCAUGAAGAUAAAGGUUGUGUGUGAUGGCGCAUAUUUUAUAUUGGACUCACCGUGUAUAAAUAGCUCCUGAGUUAUGACUCUGCUUAGGGUGCAUGUAAAAAAAACAUUUAUUGUGAAUUUGUUUUCUACAAUAUGAUCUAAUUUAUCUAAUUUUCAAGUGACCCUCCAGACGUCAUUAUUACUCAUUUCAUUUAUGUUGCAUGAUGUGAGUUGGGGGAUUUAAGUGAGAGACCCAUGAUUGCCUUACUUUAAACAGGAUGUCGAGCGAGAACACCUCUGCUUUGUUAUUCUUCUUUGGUUAGAGUCAUUUCUGUCCAUUUGAUGUACGUAUCUAUGAAAUAGCUCUUGGAUUUAGUCUGUACUGUGUGCUGUACUUGUUUCUUUUCUUGAAGAAGUGGAUGAGUGACUCCAAUCCUUAACAUUCAUUAUUUUGUGUGAGCCAUCUCUUGCUCUUCUACCCACUUCUCUUAUUAUUCUUUCUCUCAGCCCCUUUCUUUUUCUCCUCUCUCACCCCUUCUCUCUCUCGAUCCCCUCAGCUGAAAGAGCUGUACACUUUGCUCAAUGAGAACUACGUCGAGGAUGACGAUAACAUGUUCCGUUUUGACUACUCUCCCGAGUUCUUGCUCUGGUGAGUUUGCAGUUCUCUCAUUCCUCCCCGUUUGUGUAAGGGUCUCUUACCUCCAUCUUUAAAUGCCGUUCUAUGUUUUCUAAUUCUUGUUUUGUUCUUUCUCUGAGUGCUUCUAUCAUCUUACCCAUUGUGCUUCUAUCCUUUUUCUUUUUCUACUUUCUUUGUGGCCCCUGUGUGUCUGUAGAAUUCUGGAUGUGUUUGCUUAAGACUAAUUAUUUUCUCCCCUCCCAUGGAUGUUUCUCCAGGGCCCUAAGACCCCCUGGAUGGCUUCCACAGUGGCAUUGUGGAGUGAGAGUUAUCACCAGCAAGAAACUAGUGGGGUUUAUUAGUGCCAUCCCAGCAACAAUGCAGAUCUAUGACUUGUAAGUAUCGCUUUAUUGUGUGCUUUGUAUAGUAGAUAAAUGGCUGUAUUAUGGUAAAAUUAAAACCGCUUUCUAGUUUAAAACCACAGUAUAGGUUCUAAUUUGAUCCUGCGUCACAGUGUAGAAAGGAGCAUCGGCUGCAUCCUCCUUCUGUUCUAUAGAAAUUAACUUUUUACCCCUACACAUUGUAGACUUGCAAUUAUGCUAUCGUCGUGUAUGGAUGAUUUUGUAAGCGUUCCACAUCGAAACAUCUGUUCUGAUGGUUGGCUAUGUAGCUGAAUGUUGAGUGUCUGGUCAUAUGGUGUAGUUUAAAGGGGAAACUGUCACUUAAGAGACAAGUAAAUUAGCUUUGAGUUAGAUUUGUUACUCCCAAGAUGCUGUGUGCGGUGUUGUAAACUAAAGAUUUCUGAACGUGGGCUAUAGCAAAAGCUAUUUUAUAACAAUCACAGCCGUAAUAAUGGAGCUGAGCUGUGGACUGCACAUGUGUGGUGUGCAGCUUUUUAGAUGCUGAGCACCCACCCCAGUUCACAAAUGAAUGAGUUGGGCUGUGAUGGUUUAUAUUACUUUUUCCUUACUCCUUUACUGAGAGACCCACGUAGCAGUAUACCGAGGAACAUUUUAAAAGAUAAAUAAUUCCCCCCUACAAUUUUUAUUACCUGUAUUCAGCCUAGCACCGCACCUUCUCUGCAUUCAGGCUAACAUCCUCUGGCUUCUGUAUGGACGGAAGCGCUGCAUGUACAGACUCCAAGCACCAUGACCACUGCAAAUCUCUGAAGUGGUCAUGGUGCUCGGGGUAACCCUUUAACCCCUUAAGGACCAAACUUCUGGAAUAAAAGGGAAUCAUGACAUGUCACACAUGCCGUGUGUCCUUAAGGGGUUAAUGCAUUUUCUAUAUAAUUUUAUUAAAAAUCUAUAUUAAUAUUAAAAACAAUGUGUGAAUAUUUCAUUUAAAAAUCAACUCUUUAUAAAGUCACUGUCUCUCAAACAUAGAAUGUAUCUGAGAUUGUGAUGGUCAUAUUUGUAUUUAUUUUAAAAUUUCACUUUUAUUUUAAAUAUCAAUAAUGAUGGGUAAGUGGGCAUUGAGGGCCAUCGCUACCAGAUUUGAACAGGGCACUUUUUAAACUGGCCCUGAUUUUAUACAUAUGGGCAUGAGAGUUCAGGCCAGUCAAAAUUCCUCUGCUGUUUGCCAUUCUGAACUCUGACCAGUUUCUUCCCUUUCUAUAUCUAGAACAAAGAAAAUGGUUGAGAUAAACUUUCUUUGUGUCCACAAGAAGCUACGUGCCAAGAGAGUGGCUCCAGUCCUGAUCCGUGAAAUCACACGCCGUGUCCACAUGGAGGGGAUCUUUCAAGCAGUUUACACAGCUGGAGUCGUUUUGCCGAAACCUGUGGGCACGUGCAGGUACAGUGUUGUAUAUGUCUAUAAACACCAGUAUUAGCCAGGUCACUGCAGAUGUUUUUUUUUUAACUAUAUUUCCCAUGAUUCUCACCUGUCAGGGUAGAUAUCAUUUUUGAUGUUUAAGCACGUUGGACGUAGUGGAUUGGCAAGAAGAAGCACACCCAUGGAGUCUACCCUCACCUGCUGCUAGGCUAAUCAGAAGUGAACUUUUGUAUGAGCCCAUCCAACUUUUAUGGCAAUCACAAGCGGAGACCACUGGGUUAAUUAAUUACCUGUGUUCUUAUCCUGUCAGUGUUUCUCCGAAGACAGACUGGUUAAUGCAGAAAUUAUUUUCCAACAUUACGUGAGCAGCAGCAGAGAGACAGACCAAUAGGCGUUCUUCUUGAACUGUUUAUUUAAAAAAAACAAAAAAAAAAACUGGUGGAAUUUUCCGUUGUUGUUGUGCCAAGACACAGGGUGUGUUGUAAAUAUUAAAAAUAUGCAAUUGUGUAGAAAGAGACCCCCUCCCACCCAACAACUUGGCUAGAUUAGAUUGACUUGAAAUUGUAUAAUGUUUAUAGACUUAUUUAAAACAAGUUUGUUAGGUUUCUAAAGAGGCGUUCAUGAGACAGAUCCCAUAUAAGAGUACUAGAAUAUCUAUUGGUUUUGCACAUAACAAGUACCCACUUCUCUUUCUUGGUCCCACAGGUACUGGCACAGAUCAUUAAACCCCCGCAAACUGAUAGAAGUCAAGUUCUCCCAUUUGAGCCGCAACAUGACCAUGCAGAGGACCAUGAAGCUUUACCGGCUGCCAGAGGUAAGUGUAAUUUGACCUCAUUCUGGUCACGGGUACCAAGCAAAAAAAGGGAUUUGUAAUCACAUGUAUGCUCGCUAGUAUUUGUCUUGGGUCAUUAUUGUGUAGUUUUUGGAAAUCCGCUGAAGUGUAAUUAGUAACACUUUAAAAUAGGAAAACAUAAUAUGUAAAUAUUCAUUUUAAGAGCUUGGUUACCUCGGAAACAUUGCAAACGUUCUUGCUUUUUCUUCAUAGACUAAACAUGACCGUACACGAUUAUCAGAUGAGAGUAGGAUGUAAUCUUGAUUUUCCACAAAAACUGAGAAUAUGAGCACUCUAUGAACAAAAAAAGUUCAGAGAAGCUUGCCUGCUCGGGUCUCAAAAAAUGUUUUUGCUCGCUUGUGCCAUUAAACCUAUACCAUUUGCCCCAGGGCAGUCCAGGUUUAAAAUACUGGGAAGCUCCCACUGGUUGAGAGAUGCAGCAAGCCAGGAUGAUCAUUUCAGCCUUCUUUCAGGGGCUCUUCAGUGAGGUUUAGUCAAUACCUCUCUGGCACACUGGGUCCACUUCUGAAAUACAAAGUAGAGCUUUAAUACAUGCAAUUAAUAAAAUAGAAAACAUAACCGGCAUAAGCAGGAAAAUAUACAAAUCUGAAGUGAAGUGCUAUUUCUAAAACCUUAUACCAGUUGUGUAAUGUUGUUGUAGUCCAAUAUCUGUGUACUUAUUUCUUCAAAAACAAAUACAAUAUACAUAGUUCAUUCAGUAUAGAUGUAUAUUAAAUCCCAGAACAUCAAAUUAAAACACUCUGUGUUGGAGAUAAUGAGUUGGCUCUAACUUGAAUGCUUCUGGGUCCGUUUCGGCGCAAACAGAAGAAAGUUCUUAUAGAUACCGAAAGAAGGAAAAAAGUGUUUAAUUCAUAGGUUUCUUUUACCUAAACUUUAUAUAAUGUCCCCUAUUGUCUCACAAUCAUAUGAGUUUAACCUUCUAAAUUAGAGCUUAGAGAAACCUCAGCUUGGAAAAGUGGAAAAGCUUAUUAAAUGGCAUCUUGAGUAGGGGACAAAAAGACAUUAUAAAUUUGUCGCACUACUUCUUCUUAUUCCAGGCACCAAAAACAGCCGGUUUGCGGCCAAUGGAACUCCGCCAUAUCCCGGCCGUGCACAAGCUUCUGGGUCAGUACCUCUCCCAGUUUCACUUGGCUCCUGUCAUGAACGAGGAAGAAGUGCAGCACUGGUUGUUUCCACGAGAAAACAUCAUAGACACCUUUGUUGUGGAGGUAAUAUGGGAGGGGUCUCAGAACUUGGCCUAAAAACUUUUCAUCUGAUAAUCAGCCUGCUCACAGUCAAGGAUUAUACAGAUGAGUUCUGCCUCGUCUUCUAUACUGAACAAAUUACGUGAGGGGGUUGGGCUCCUACAUCUUGACUUUGGUGUUCUCCUAACCCGCAGACCCCGGACGGUGAGGUGACGGAUUUCCUGAGCUUCUACACUUUGCCGUCCACCAUUAUGAACCAUCCUAUGCACAGGAGUCUGAAGGCUGCAUACUCCUUCUACAAUGUCCACUCCAAGACUCCGCUGGUGGAACUCAUGAAUGAUGCUCUCAUACUGGCCAGAUCUGUAAGUAGCUAUGGAUUAUGCCUUCAUACCAAGCUAAUCUGUAGAAGAUGCCCUCAUACCGCUUUGUUUCAAGUAGAUAGGCACAGUAUAAUCGUGCUGGCCAAUUCUGUUAGAUUGAGAUUUGAUUCUGCUUUUCCUCUUAAUCUGCUUUAAUACUUAAAGGCAGACUGGUAGGGUUCAUAGAUUUGAUGACCAGACUUUAACACAUUUUUCCAUUCCGUUUUUGUUUUUUUCGCAGAAAGGUUUUGAUGUAUUCAAUGCUCUGGACUUAAUGGAGAAUAAAACUUUCCUGGAUAAAUUGAAAUUUGGCAUAGGCGAUGGAAAUCUGCAGUAUUACCUGUAUAAUUGGAAAUGUCCCAGCAUGGGACCAGAGAAGGUAUUCAUCUUUAUCUAGUAUUUGUAGUUUGGAUUUGUCUAUUUAAACAUAUUUUUUUUAUUAUUUAUGCAUUUAUAUUGCUCUGUGCGUCUACCUUUUCUGUUCCUUACCAAUAAACUGCAGAAUCCCCUGAUAUUCUUCAAACGUACGGCUGUACGCGAGUUUUAUUUCAGCUGUUGGCCUUCUACAAUAGAUAGCUGUCAAUUUAGCUACAACUCCAAGAUACCUGCUGCUGUGCAAGUGAACCCCUUCCUAUGUGUGAAAUGCAUCGUUGCUCUACACGGUUAAAGGGAAACUAGGCACCCAGAUCACUCCAGCUCUUCGAUGUGGGCUGGGUGCACUUUCCCUGUCCGUUUAACCAUGCAAUGGUAAUUAUUGCAGUUAUUGAGAAACGGCAAUAACUACCUUGCAAGAUUAACUCCACCUCGAGGGACGUCCGGGUUGCUAGGCGACUUUUGGUCGCAGUGCAUGAUGACAUCUAGUGUCAGCCAAAACCCCAUAGGAAAGCAUUGCAGCAGUGCUUUACUAUGGGGUAGUACUCGCGCGCAAGCAUAUUAGGUCCCCGAAGGCUGAGGAGGGCGAAGACGGAACCUGACACGGCACCGAGUGACAUCAACGCUGGAUGUAGGUAAGUGACACAACAGAUUUUUAACCCUUUAAUUGCGGCGGGGGGAGGCUCAGGGACGAGCGAGAAAGGCGCUAUAGUCUAGGAAUACAAUUUUGUAUACCUAGCCUAUAGUUUCCAUUUAAGUGAGCACCAAGAUUGUAGUUUUAGAAGUGUGGAUAUAGAGAGAGGGAGCACAAUAGGGCUUCAAUAAUAAAGUGAAAUUUGUUUUAAUAUAUUCUUACAAAAUCAUGGUCUGUGCAUAUAAAUAAAAAGACGUUUCGACCCUCCUGGGGUCUUUAUCAAGAUCGGAUCUUGAUAAAGACCCCAGGAGGGUCGAAACGUCUUUUUUUUUUUUAUAUAUAUAUGCACAGACCAUGAUUUUGUAAGAAUAUAUUAAAACAAAUUUCACUUUAUUAUUGAAGCCCUAGUGUGCUCCCUCUCUCUAUUUGCUUUAUAUAUAACGCGGGAUGCACCUAGGCAUUUAAACAUUUAUUGUGCUUUUUGCAAUUCUACCAGAAGGAGGAGUGCCUUGCUAUUUGAUUUGUGUGUAUGUAUGUAUGUAUGUAUGUAUGUAUGUAUAUAUGUGUGUGUGUGUGUGUGUGUAUGUAUAUGUAUGUAUGUAUGUAUAUAUAUAUAUAUAUAUCUAUCUCUAUCUAUCUAUAUAUCUCUAUCUCUAUCACACACAGUGCAGAAUUAUUAGGCAACUUGUAUUUUUGAGGAUUAAUUUUAUUAUUGAACAACAACCAUGUUCUCAAUGAACCCAAAAAACUCAUUAAUAUCAAAGCUGAAUAUUUUUGGAAGUAGUUUUUAGUUUGUUUUUAGUUUUAGCUAUGUUAGGGGGAUAUCUGUGUGUGCAGGUGACUAUUACUGUGCAUAAUUAUUAGGCAACUUAACAAAAAACAAAUAUAUACCCAUUUCAAUUAUUUAUUAUUACCAGUGAAACCAAUAUAACAUCUCAACAUUCACAAAUAUACAUUUCUGACAUUCAAAAACAAAACAAAAACAAAUCAGUGACCAAUAUAGCCACCUUUCUUUGCAAGGACACUCAAAAGCCUGCCAUCCAUGGAUUCUGUCAGUGUUUUGAUCUGUUCACCAUCAACAUUGCGUGCAGCAGCAACCACAGCCUCCCAGACACUGUUCAGAGAGGUGUACUGUUUUCCCUCCUUGUAAAUCUCACAUUUGAUGAUGGACCACAGGUUCUCAAUGGGGUUCAGAUCAGGUGAACAAGGAGGCCAUGUCAUUAGAUUUUCUUCUUUUAUACCCUUUCUUGCCAGCCACGCUGUGGAGUACUUGGACGCGUGUGAUGGAGCAUUGUCCUGCAUGAAAAUCAUGUUUUUCUUGAAGGAUGCAGACUUCUUCCUGUACCACUGCUUGAAGAAGGUGUCUUCCAGGAACUGGCAGUAGGACUGGGAGUUGAGCUUGACUCCAUCCUCAACCCGAAAAGGCCCCACAAGCUCAUCUUUGAUGAUACCAGCCCAAACCAGUACUCUACCUCCACCUUGCUGGCGUCUGAGUCGGACUGGAGCUCUCUGCCCUUUACCAAUCCAGCCAGCCCAUCCAUCUGGCCCAUCAAGACUCACUCUCAUUUCAUCAGUCCAUAAAACCUUAGAAAAAUCAGUCUUGAGAUAUUUCUUGGCCCAGUCUUGACGUUUCAGCUUGUGUGUCUUGUUCAGUGGUGGUCGUCUUUCAGCCUUUCUUACCUUGGCCAUGUCUCUGAGUAUUGCACACCUUGUGCUUUUGGGCACUCCAGUGAUGUUGCAGCUCUGAAAUAUGGCCAAACUGGUGGCAAGUGGCAUCGUGGCAGCUGCACGCUUGACUUUUCUCAGUUCAUGGGCAGUUAUUUUGCGCCUUGGUUUUUCCACACGCUUCUUGCGACCCUGUUGACUAUUUUGAAUGAAACGCUUGAUUGUUCGAUGAUCACGCUUCAGAAGCUUUGCAAUUUUAAGAGUGCUGCAUCCCUCUGCAAGAUAUCUCACUAUUUUUGACUUUUCUGAGCCUGUCAAGUCCUUCUUUUGACCCAUUUUGCCAAAGGAAAGGAAGUUGCCUAAUAAUUAUGCACACCUGAUCUAGGGUGUUGAUGUCAUUAGACCACACCCCUUCUCAUUACAGAGAUGCACAUCACCUAAUAUGCUUAAUUGGUAGUAGGCUUUCGAGCCUAUACAGCUUGGAGUAAGACAACAUGCAUAAAGAGGAUGAUGUGGUCAAAAUACUCAUUUGCCUAAUAAUUCUGCACUCCCUGUAUGUGUGUGUGUGUGUGUGUAUAUGUAUGUAUGUAUGUAUAUGUGUGUGUGUGUGUAUAUAUAUAUAUGUGUGUGUGUGUAUAUAUAUAUUACAUAUAUACAUACACACACUCCCCUAUUUUUCUUAAUGCACUAUAUAGAGCAUUCUUUAACCAAUUUAGUUAUUCUGGCCUGAAAUUGGAAAUUCACUUUGAAUUCCCGACAAACUUCACUUUAAUAACCUUUUAUUUUUGCGCGAGUACACCACAUUUUGUUUUUUUUUCUUUUAACAAUAAUUGAGAUAUAUAUAUAUAUAUAAAUUUUUUUAGUCACUAUUAGAAAAAAAAAUCCAUAACACUUUGAAUUGCUGCAAAUACCUUACUACUUCCAUACCACUUACUCUGUGCAGUCUUUGUUCAGAUUUUAACACUCUCUCACUCUUGUCUCUCUGCAGGUGGGUCUGGUUCUACAAUAAACCUUCCCCCCCAUGCCUGAAGGGGUCAGGGAGUGAAAUGGUCCAUCGUCUGCUCCCCAUGCCAGAGAUUGGACAUUGGAGAAAGCAGCCCCAAGGAGCAGAGAACGGUUUCAUAGGCUUAGCCAAGGAAUACACUGUACUGAUGUAUGCAGACGUAUGGAAGCGCAAAGCAGGGUUUUCUGAUAGCCUGGCUUGAAUUAAGGAUUUUUUAGGGAGUGUUCUCUCCCUUCUUUACCCCCUGCUGUGAAUAUAACAUUGCGCCCACUCUUCCUUUCCUGCUGCCAUCUGAAUUGAAAAAGAGUUGUGGCUAAAUAUUAAAGUAUAUAUAUUAUAUAUAUAUAUAUAUAUGUACAAUGUUGUCUGUUUGAUUUUUUUUUUUUUUUUAAUGGUUUAAAGAGAUUGUAGUUUGUUUUUUUUUAUGAAGAUUUGUGACUUAGGAGAUUUUUCCACAAAGAUUAUGUGAAAAACCCAUGCUUUUUUAUGUAUUAAUGAACAGAGAUAAGAAAACAUAGGGUGUAUGGCAUCUUUCUCUCUUUGCGUGUGCUAGAUUAUUAUUUAUAAAGCACCAACAGAUUUUACAGCGCUGUAUGUUAGGUGGAGAGGGUGGCGGAGCUCGGGGAAAAACUAAAAAUGAGCGCAUACCUUUCCUUCCUUCUACCAGGUUAAACCGUCUAACAAAUGUUUUACCUGUGUUGGUUUUUAGUAAAGAACUGCAGAGACCACCACCGCCUGUGACAGUCUCACUUAUUCUGAAUUUGUAGUCUCAUCUUUCAAAAAAAGUUAUGAGUGUUUUUUUUUUUUUUUUUUUAAAUGCUUUUGUUAUAUUUUGUCCAAAUUUCCCUUAAAACCCAUUUAUAUUGGUUUUUUAAAAAGCAAGAUGCACAGCUACCUGUAUUAAUAUGAACAGAACUCUGGUUUCCGAUAGCAGUUACUGGAUAUUUGCCUAUUUUGCUUGGGUGUGUUCAUGUCUGUUAAAUCCAUAAGCACAUAACUAAAGUUUGGGUAUUCCACGAAUCGAGUGCGGAAUCCAAAACGGACAUAAAAGGAAAGCAUCAAGCAGCUGGAUAACUAAUGUAUGUUACAGCUUGAGAUGCACUAACCUAUCUGGCUUUAUAAACUUGUUCAAUGGUUUCCAGGAUUUUGGAGAAGGGGAGGUGUAGAUCCCACCUUUACCAUUCUGGUCUAUCAAAACAAAGUGUAGUUUUCUAAUAUAAACUACUGUACUACUACGAACACUCCAGCUGUAAUUCCCAUUUCAAUCAUGAAAAAUGCAAAUGUGUGUGUUGGUAUAAUGUGUGGUCUCAAGCAGCACUGUCCCUUCCCAUUAUUUAUUUUUGUUUUUUUAUUUUCUUAUUCCCAUGUUUCACUUUUUGUCACCACCUACCUGUCCCUCUGCUCCCCCAUUGCAACUUCAUUUCAGAGAUGGUGGCUGUUACAUUUCUGUAACCCCCACAUCGGGUUCACCUGGCAUCUUCACAGACUUGCCCUGGCUGGGGACACUUCCCAGUGCAGGCUAAAACUCCUGCAUUACAGACAUGUUUGCUUUGAUGCUUGCAUGCCAGAAUCUGAACUUACACUCCUUAGCCAACACCGGUUUAGGGAGUUACAAUAUGGGUGAAGAGCACAAGGACCACUGUGUGGUGUUUUUUUUGUUCUCCUUUAUCAAUCGAUUCCUCUGCAUAGAGGUUUAUGCUGAAGAAUUGAUUGGCAGAUGGGGAAAAAAAUAAAACUAUUUUAAAUGUAUAGAUGAAAUAUCAGGUGCUCUGUAACAAAUGUGUUUGAGGUCUGGAAAAAGAAUUUUAAAAGUAGAAAUCCACACCACUCAUUUACCUUUCUCAUAGAAUGGAAGGUGUAGGAUGAAAAAAAAAAAAAUAUUCUAUCUCCUCCCCAUUUGAAAUGUGUGUCUGAGCUGAACAGAAUUUCAUUGUCAUUUGCUAAAUUUUUAAAGGAACACUAUAGUGUUAAGAACACAAAAAUAUCCCUGACACUAUAGUGUUCCUUUAAGAUUUAUAAAAUGUUCACAUAAUUACAACUUCCAAACACACCUCUUCUGUCUAUAAACCCAUGUGGUGCAAAGAUUUGAGAUAAAGUCAGCAUCCUGAUUAGCUGACAAUGUCUUGGGAAAAGCAUGGGAAUUUGUUAAAAAUGUUUUAUUUAUUUUUAAAAUAGCAUUAUCUUUUUGUAUUAUUGAGAGGUUAUUGUGCAUAUUUUGUAAAUGCAAUGGUGUAUUUAAAAAAAAAAAAAAAAAAAAAUAGAUUCCCGGCUUGAGUGACCCUUUAACUGGCAUGUGCCAUAAUAGGACGAAGAAUCUUGUGCAUUAAACACAAGAUCUUUUGGCUUUCUGCUCAUUGAUCCUAGAAUUAUUGGUUGAAAUGCUUAUAAAGUCCUACUGAUUUGGUUUUAUAACUAACAGGCCUAGUUGCAACUGGCUUUCAUGCGACCUAGAAAAUUGCAAAAUGUUAAAUAUGUGUAAAUAAAUGCACAUGGGACCCAGAAAAACUUGAAAAUGUACAUUUAUUACAAAGAGAGCGGAUUUUGUCCUGUAGUUAUAACAGAGCAAAGAGAACUUAAAUAAAACAAUACUUUGGUUUUAUAGCUAAACAGAGGAGGACGCAUUCAAAGUUAAUAAAAUUCUUAUAUAUUUAGAAAUCUUUCUCUGUGCUGUUGCCUUAUAAACAUUAAUAACCCCCAUUAAUUACAUAGCUGUACCCUGAUUGCCAUUCUUUGAGUGAUGCAAGCUUUCGAACAUUGCUUCAGGCUGACGGAAUGUCAUCUAUUUUUAUUUUUUGCUAUGGAACAUAUAUUAAUUUAUCUCAGUUGGUGAUGGUUCUUUAAAUGUCAUACAGUAAACAAGACCUGAAUGAAUUGCAAGGUAAUACCAGAAAUAAAAUAUAUAGUUUUUGUGUGGGUAACAAGACACAUGGUUUAAUCAAUAAACUAAGAAUUGUGGUGAAAAACACAGAACACAUUGCAAAAUAUAGGCUAUAAUAGCCGAACUGUGAUGGCACUAACUGGCUGAUAUUUAUUGGGAUGAAGACGUAUUGGUACUUUCUGGCUGGGAUUAGUGGGACGGUGUGGAUUGAGAACGGAGGGACCAGGAUAAUGGGAUUAGGAGGUUAAAAUACUGUGAAUGUAGAUAGGGAAGACGGCAUUAUAAGGCAAGUGGCACGGGGCUAACAAAGGGAUUAUGGGGGUUUGAAGUGGUUAUGGUGCUAGAGGUGAGGGGAUUAUAGUAUACCUGCGGCAGAUGAGGGGAUUAUGGUGCUGGAGGAAGGUGACUGGAUCUAUGGGGUAGUGGUUGAUGAAAGCAUUACAAGGUUAAUGAAUUAGUAAAUAACCCUAUUAGCGGGCAUAUUGAAAAAAUACAAACCUGGACCUUUAAUAGUCCCUUACACCUGGUUAAAGAAAGAUUCUUCUAUGAGAGAACAAAUACACAACUCUAUAGAGCUGUCUAGAUACAUAUUAUAUAUAAAUGAAACCAUAUUUAUUUAUAUAUUUUUGAAUAGCCUUCAUUGAGGCUAAUGUAACACUCUAGAUAAUACAGUAUUUAGAAAAAAUAUUCAAUACCACUAGUUUUACAACUUCACUAUUUUGGCAUCAAAUAGAAAAUUCACAGAUCGAUUUACAAUUCUCUUAUUUUUGUUUUCCACAAUACUUUUUUUUUUUUUAUAUAUAUGAGAACAGGAAGCUGGAAUGGUGGCUCAUUGGUGAUCCAGGCGAGUCUCAAACCAUUAAAAAAUGGUGACUACUAGCACCAUAAAAACUACAUAGAACUGCAGUUGUUAUGGUUCCUAGGCUUACCAUUUCACGUUUUCUUAAAUUUCACUAGCCGCACUUCUAUGUCAAUUUGUGGUCUGGGAAAGAAUUAUACAUCUAGCAUCUACUAACUAACGAUAGUAUUUUGUAUUUUAAAACGUUUUAAUGUUUAUUUGUAUUGUAUGGUAUAUUGUCUGAGAAAAUAAACAACUUCACGUCCAAAUAAAUAGCUUUAAACAUAUAUGUCCUCCAUAGUCAAGACAUUUUCAC